UCACCUUGUCAAACUGGAUACCCCGAACCCGCUGAAUAAUCAAUCCCAGUCGACCAGGAGGAAAAUCAACGCGAAGCAGAGAGGAAGAAGAAGAGAAAACGAAGGGGUGAGAGAACAAAACCUGUUCCGGUUUGAGAAUUCGGAGUGAGAGAGAGACAACACUGCAAUACGACACCGUUGCGUUGUGAGCCUCUGCUUUGCUUUGCAUUUGGCAGAAGAAGAAGAAGAUGCUCCGAAAAUGUGGCGGCAAAUCGGGGACAGAGAAGCGGGAAAGCUCCGCCCAAAUUCGUUCUUAAAUCGAAUCAAGUCCACACGGAUCCAAACGCUCCAACUCUCCAAUCACAAAGACAUCAUCUCCCCUCAUCGCGGCUCCGUCAACACUCUCCAGCUCGAUUUGACGGAGGGCCGGUACCUGUUAUCCGGCGCCUCCGAUGCUUCCGCCGCCGUCUUCGAUGUCCAGCGCGGGACCGAUUACGGACGCAGCGGAGCUAUCACGAGGCACAAGUGCUUGUUUGCGGUGGAUAAGCAGCACGAGCACGGGCAUAAGUAUGCGGUGUCCUCCGCCGUGUGGUAUCCGGUCGACACCGGACUGUUUGUGACGGGUUCGUACGAUCAUCACAUCAAUGUUUGGGAUACGAAUACGACGCAGGUAGUGAUGGACUUCAAGAUGCCGGGGAAGGUGUACCGGACUGCAAUGUCCCCUCUGGCAACUUCUCACAUGCUCAUUGCUGCCGGUACUGAAGAUGUUCAAGUUCGCCUCUGUGAUAUUGCUUCUGGGGCUUUUGCUCACACCUUGUCUGGCCACCGCGAUGGUGUGAUGACCGUGGAAUGGUCUACUUCUAGCGAGUGGGUAUUGCUUACAGGUGGAUGUGAUGGUGCAAUACGUUUUUGGGACAUUAGACGUGCCGGAUGUUUUCGUGUUUUGGAUCAAUCUCAGUCUCAGCUUGGGAGGCGUCCACCCAUCCUGGAACGCUCUGCCACAAUUAAGGGUUCAACAGUUAAGCCCUCAUCACCAAGUCAAAGCACAUCUGCAAAAGCUCGGGCACCACAAAGGAAACUUUCUAAUGGGAGUGGUGCAAAGCACUCACUCAUUGGUAAAAGUCCAGUAAAGGGAUCUAUGAAGCAAAGAUUACAUCCAGGGAUGCUGUCUAGUCAGGAUCGCGCCACUGCCCAUUACGGUGCUGUUACUGGAUUAAAAGUCACUGAGGAUGGCAUGUACCUCUUAAGUGCAGGUUCCGAUUCAAGAUUGAGGUUGUGGGAUGUAGAAUCUGGCUGCAAUACUUUGGUGAACUUUGAAACCGUGCGUAUGCAAACCAGCAGGCCCAUACAGUUAGCUACAAGUCAGAAUUCGGAGCUUGUUUUUGUUCCCUGCAUGACAGCUGUGAAGGCAUUCGAUAUGUGGUCGGGUAAAACAUCCCUGAAAUUUCGUGGUCACUAUGAGCAUGUAAACUGUUGCUGGUUUAGUUCACAAGAUCAGGAAUUGUACACUGGUGGCAAUGAUAGACAAAUUCUAGUUUGGUCGCCGCCCAGAUUGGUUUCCAAUGAGGAUGAAGGGCCCUCUAAGGACGAGGAUAAUUGGAGCGACUAGCAUCUGCUGUGCUUAUGAUCCUCAUUUCUACUAGUUACACCCUUACAAGAUUCUGGAAUCAACCUAAAGUUCUGUUCGUUGUACCAUGCCAAGAAACUAGGUUCGUUGUUGUCCAAUAGCAUGCAGUCAACAUCGUCAAUAAAAAACUUGUGACCGGAGGCAAUAUUCCCCAAUUCUUGGUCUAAAGCUCCAUUCUCCGGCUGAUUGUCUUCCUCCUGAGUUACUGUAGAGAUGGCACCAGGCAAUUCAUCAAAUUUGGUACUUCCUUCAAAUGGUAUGAUUGCUUGCGUCACGGAGUUGGUCUGUUUCAAUACUUUAUGGCACAUGAUGGUGCCCUGGAAAUCCAUGAAAGUAUAAUUCAGAAACUGCGUUCUCUCA
Pyrus x bretschneideri (Chinese white pear) is the source of this 1966-nucleotide messenger RNA. RefSeq names its product WD repeat-containing protein ATCSA-1. The record is from RefSeq and is a predicted model, not a curated record. The transcript has 8 exons. The coding region runs from base 239 to 1588 and encodes 449 amino acids. Gene Ontology annotation, biological process: protein polyubiquitination; transcription-coupled nucleotide-excision repair; proteasome-mediated ubiquitin-dependent protein catabolic process. Gene Ontology annotation, cellular component: nucleotide-excision repair complex; Cul4A-RING E3 ubiquitin ligase complex. Gene Ontology annotation, molecular function: protein binding. Lineage: Eukaryota; Viridiplantae; Streptophyta; Magnoliopsida; Rosales; Rosaceae.